This is a messenger RNA of Fraxinus pennsylvanica, 861 nucleotides long. Lineage: Eukaryota; Viridiplantae; Streptophyta; Magnoliopsida; Lamiales; Oleaceae. The record is from the annotation of a GenBank genome assembly.
AUGAACUGGACUCUUUUGAGGGAAUCACUGCUUAAUAUUCUUUUGCGCUCAAGAAAAAUAAUCUACAAAGGCUUCAUACCAGACUGCUUGUUAGACAUUCAGGGGAUCUAUGAUCUAUCAGAAGAAUCUGAUACUCCUUUGGUAUUAGCAUUACCCAAACUUGAAAAAUCUACAUGCACUGUUCUGAAAAAACUUGUGUUCAUGAUCAUGGAGUUAGAUUUAUCACAGAGCAUGGCAGACCUGCAGGGUUUUACCACCAGGGUUGAUGGUGUAAGGACCCCGGUGGUGGACAUUAUUUUAGAGGAACUCAUUUACAACAACAAUAUCCUUUCGUCCCUUUUACAGGCGCUUUCUCUGUCUCUCCCCCUUUAUGCAUAUAUCACGCUCACGAAUAUGGUUUUCCCCUUUAAGCACAGUGAACUUGAAAUGAAAACCCAGAUCAUAUCAGUAGAUCUUGAUGGCAGUUUGUUUUCUUUUUCAUACGACAGCGGACAGCCUUUGGAGCAAGUAGAAGUGGAGUAUGUCCCAGCAAAGACAGAAUUAGAUGGUAACUUAGAUGAGGAAUUCAGAAAGGAUUUUGAGAAAUUCAGUUUUACAGUAAGUGCUGGUUCUAAGGAGAAUGAUAAAAAGGAUGAGACUGCACCUGAUGCAGCCUCAAAGGAGGAGGCCGACUCACUCUUUGCCAAGCCUGGUGAUCCACAAUAUGCUCCACCUGUCCAGGAGGCUGAGACUCAUGCUGAAGUGAACGUGAAGAUAAAAGCAUUCUGCCCUCCAAACGUGGUAGAAAAGAAUCCAUGCUUCGAGUACGUCAAGUACGUUAUUUUCCCAUGGUUUAAUGAGUUCAAAGUUGAACGAAAUUGA